Messenger RNA from Cavia porcellus (domestic guinea pig), 3269 nucleotides. RefSeq names its product methyltransferase 13, eEF1A N-terminus and K55 (gene Mettl13). The transcript is spliced from 8 exons. Gene Ontology annotation, biological process: polyamine biosynthetic process. Gene Ontology annotation, molecular function: S-adenosylmethionine-dependent methyltransferase activity. The record is from RefSeq and is a predicted model, not a curated record. Lineage: Eukaryota; Metazoa; Chordata; Mammalia; Rodentia; Caviidae. Bases 284 to 2383 code for a protein of 699 amino acids.
AAUCACGAGGCCUCACACCCGGAUGUGCUUGCGGGUUCUGAAAGCUAGCUCAGCACCGGGGUGCGGCUUUCCACACGUGAGGCUUUCCACACGUGAGGACCCUAAGGAGGCUGUGGGCAUGUGAAUUAAGUUCAGUGGCUCGCGUGCGUUUGCCUACUCGGGGUCGUUCCUUCGGGUGUCGAGUGGGGGCCCACAUCGAUGGGUCUGUUAGUGACUAGAAUAGUCGGUCGGAUGCUACCUCACAGGGAAUAGUUGUGGAACUCGCCCCUUGGGCAAAGAGAAUAUGAAUCUCCUACCUAAAAGCUCCAAGGAUUUUGGCUCUGUUGACUACUGGGAGAAGUUCUUCCAGCAGCGAGGAAAACAGGCUUUCGAGUGGUAUGGGACCUACCUGGAACUGUGCGGAGUGCUGCACAAGUACAUCAAGCCUAGGGAGAAGGUGCUGGUGAUUGGUUGUGGCAACUCAGAGCUGAGCGAGCAGCUGUAUGAUGUGGGCUAUCAGGAUAUAGUGAACAUUGACAUCAGUGAGGUUGUCAUCAAGCAAAUGAAGGAACGCAAUGCCAGCCGACGACCCCAGAUGAGCUUCUUAAAGAUGGACAUGACACAGAUGGAGUUUCCGGAUGCCUCGUUCCAAGUGGUGUUGGACAAAGGCACCCUGGAUGCUGUCCUGACAGAUGAGGAGGAGAGGACCCUGCAGCUGGUGGACAGGAUGCUGGCUGAGGUUGGCCGUGUCCUGCAGGUGGGCGGUCGCUACCUCUGCAUCUCCCUGGCUCAGGCUCACAUCCUGAAGAAAGCAGUGGGUCACUUCUCUCGGGAGGGGUGGAUGGUAAGGGUGCACCAAGUGGCUGACUGCCAGGACUUGAUGUUGGAAUCAGAGCCUCGCUUCUCCCUGCCUGUUUUUGCCUUCAUCAUGACCAAGUUCAGACCAGUCCCUGGCUCUGGCCUUCAGAUCUUUGAGCUGUGUGCUCAGGAGCAGGGCAAGCCCGUGCGGCUGGAAAGUGCUGAGCAGCUGGCAGAGGCCGUGCGGGAGCGGCAGCAGUAUGCCUGGCUAUGUGGCCAGCUUCGCCGCAAGGCCGGGCUGGGGAGUGUGUCUCUGGACUUGUGCAGUGGGGACACGGGGGAGCCACGCUACACCCUCCACGUGGUGGACAGCCCCACUGUGAAACCAUCGCGGGACAAUCAUUUUGCCAUUUUCAUCAUUCCCCAGGGCCGGGAGACUGAGUGGCUGUUUGGCAUGGAGGAGGGCCGGAAGCAGCUGGCAGCCAGUGCAGGCUUCAGGAGGCUGAUCACAGUGGCUCUUCAUCGAGGUCAACAGUACGAUGGUAUGGACAGUAUUCAGGCUGAGCUGUCAGCUAGAGUCAUGGAGCUGGCUCCAGCUGGGAUGCCCACUCAGCAGCAGGUGCCCUUUCUGUCUGUGGGUGGGGACAUCGGAGUCCGGACCAUUCAGCACCAAGACUGCAGCCCCUUGAGUGGCAACUAUGUCAUUGAGGACGUGCAAGGGGAUGACAGGCGAUACUUUCGUCGGCUGAUCUUUCUCAGCAACAGGAAUGUGGUGCAGUCUGAAGCCAGGCUGCUGCAAGAGGUGUCUCACAGAGCCCAGAAGAAGCGGAAAAAGGACAAGAAGAAGCAGCGGCCUGUUGAUACUUGUGAGGACCUCCCUGCGGCCCCAGGGCAGUCCAUCGAUAAGAGUUACCUGUGCUGUGAACACCAUAAAGCCAUGAUCGCUGGCCUCGCUCUGCUGAGAAAUCCAGAGCAGCUUCUCGAGACCCCACUGGCUUUGUUGGUAGUGGGCCUGGGUGGGGGCAGCCUCCCUCUCUUUGUCCAUGAUCAUUUCCCCAAGUCUCGUGUUGACGCUGUGGAGAUUGACCCUUGCAUGUUGGAAGUGGCCACUCAGUGGUUUGGCUUCUCCCAAAGUGACCGGAUGAAAGUCCACAUUGCAGAUGGCUUGGACUACAUUACCAGCCUGGCAGGAGGAGAAGCACGGACUCACUAUGAUGUCAUCAUGUUUGAUGUAGACAGUAAGGACCCAACACUGGGAAUGAGUUGUCCACCCCCAGCAUUUGUGGACCAGCUUUUCCUGCAGAAAGUCAAAAGCAUCUUGGCAGAUGAAGGUGUUUUUAUCCUGAACCUGGUGUGCCGAGACUUAGGGCUAAAGGACUCGGUGCUGGCUGGACUCAGGGCAGUGUUUCCUCUCCUAUACGUUCGGCGAAUUGAAGGAGAAGUGAAUGAGAUCCUGUUCUGCCAGCUGCAUCCUGAGCAGAAGCUUGCCACACCAGCGCUCCUAGAAAUGGCCCAGGCCUUGGAGCGGACCCUAAGGAAGCCUGGGGGGGCCUGGGAUGACACAUACGUCCUGUCAGAUAUGCUCAAGAUGGUGAAGAUUGUAUAAUCGCUGAGGCCAUGCUGUUCUCUAAGCUUCCUGCCCUGACUUGACCCUGGACUCCUGACCUGGCAAAAAUUGAAGACCUACUUUUUUAAAAGUUGUAUUUUUUUUGCUUUCAUACUCUACUACCUGUAGACUCAAGCAGGGGUGAGAUUACCUGAAGAUCUGGGGAAUAAAGUCCUUCCCAUUCUGUCCUUUUCAGUGUUACUUGGGUUGAUCAUGUUUGUUUCCUAUACCAUGUCCCUGCAGAGGCUUCCUUGUUGGAACUCCUAGCAGACACUGCAUGUCUCAAGAAAUAUGUGCCAAACUCCUUAGGACCAAUGACAAUCCGAUUUGAUUACAUCUGUCAUUUAUUGCUUUGUGUUUGCUUUUUCCCUUUCUGUUUUGGUAGGAAGCAGCCCAAGUGAGAUAGCAAAGACUGUAUGCCAAAAGACUAAGUGGCCUUUCUGUAGAAGCAGACAGAUUUUCAAGAACAUCUACUGUUUGUCUCCUUGCAGAUGGAACUGUCAUCAAAAUUGUCACAAGUUUAGGAAUGUGUUAACCUACUCAGAAGCUUACCUUAACUAUCCAGAUGUUAUAGGCUAAGGCGUUUGUAUGUUCUCAGUGAUGGGGAUUUGGAUAGCUGUUUCCAUCAUUGUGUAUGUCAGACUUGGCAGACGAAAGUCUCUGGUAUUUGUUUACUCACAUUUACUAAGUGACAGUUACACGCCAGACUGUGUAAAGAGCUGUAGUGGAAGUAAACAUGCUUAAAAAUAGCAAAAAAUAAAAACAAAACCUUAAACACACAGAUUAGUAAUAAAAAAUUAACAUGUUCCAGGCACUAUACUCAGUGUUGUACUAUAUUAUCUCAUUUAAUCUGAGAUAAAAAAUAAACCAAAACUCUGACCCCAAA